AUGAACACGAAUAGAGAUUUCAAGGAGCUGAUACUUGCGGACAAGCUCUCCAAGCUUACUAACUCUCAGCAGUGCAUUGAGACUUUAUCACAUUGGUGUAUAUUUCACCGGAGCAAUGCUGAACAAGUUGUUUCAACAUGGAAAAUACAGUUUGACAAAUCAGAUAUUAAUCACAAAAUUCCCCUUUUGUAUGUUGCAAAUGACAUCAUGCAGAACAGUAAGCGUAAUGGAAAUGAAUUUGUGAUUGAGUUUUGGAAGGUUCUUCCUGCAGCACUUAAAGAUGUUAUUGCGAUAAACGAUGAUAGAGGAAACCAUGCAGUAUAUAGACUGUUUGAAGUAUGGGAAGGAAGGAAUGUUUUUGGGUCUCGAGUGCAAAACCUCAAGGAUCUAAUGCUUGGAGAGGGUGCUCCUCCUCCAUUGGAAUUCGGCAAAAAGAGAUCGCGUUCUGUAAGAGUUAUGAAAAGGGAUUCUGUGAAGAUUUUGAAAAGGGAUUCUCGUUCUAUCAAAUCGAAAAUGUCCAUAGGAGGAAUGGCAGAAAAAAUAGUGUCUGCAUUUCAUCUGGUGCUCAGUGAACAAGCCAAUGAAGAUGCAGAGAUGAGUAAUUGCAAGUCUGCUGUUCAGCGUGUGAGGAAGAUAGAGAAAGAUGUUGAUAUUGCAUGUACCAUUGCUAAGGAUCCUAAGCGGAAAACUUUGAUGAAGGAUCUAGAAGAGCAACAAAAUCUAUUGAAACAUUGCAUAGAGAAACUUAAAAUAGUUGAGGCAAGUAGAGUAGCCCUAGUAUCUCAGUUAAAAGAAGCUUUGCUCGAGCAGGAAUCGGAACUGGAGAAUGUUCGUACACAGAUGCAGGUCGCACAAGCACAAAUAGAAGAGGCUAGCAACAUGCAGAAGCGACUUGAUAAUGAAGAUCCUUCACAGAAUGCAUCAUUUAAAAGAACUUCAGGCACUGAUGCAGCUUCACAAUCAGAAGCAGCAACUAAAAAGUCAGCUGCAGCAAUUGCCGCCGAGGUUGCAGAUAAACUUACUGCUUCAUCAUCAUCUCAAUUGAUCAUGAGUUCUGUUCUCUCAACAUUUGUCGCAGAAGAGGCAAAGAGUGCUCGUCUAACUACCGAGUCCACAUCAAAUUCUAUGAUAUCGACGCCAAGUUCAGAUGCUCAUGUCUUUAUGCCAGCACAACAGUUGACUGCCGUGCCAAACCAUUCAUAUCCUUCAGUUUUGGUAACUCAACCAACUAUGCACAAUGCAGCCCCGUCGUUGCAAGGUCAAUAUCACUUAUAUAGUAAUCCAUCGUCCCAGCAAUAUGUGCAGUCAACAGGAGGGGUCGUUUCUCAAUAUGGUUAUGGUAGCAUACCACCAUUACAGCAAGCACCACCCCCACCUCCUUUUACGAAUCAGACAAUGCAAAUAACACAACAACAGCCGGUACCAACUUUUACUAAUCAUACAAUGCAAACAACACAACAACAGCCAGUACCAACUUUUACAAAUCAUAGAAUGCAUACAACACAGCAACAACCAGUACCAGGUUAUAGGAACCAUACAAUGCAAAUAACACAGCAACAACCACAACCAGUACCAAUACAUGUUCCAGUCCCUCCAAGUUUCCGGCCACUUCAGCCAUCCGGAAUGAUGUACUAUGCUAAUCAUUAA
Lathyrus sativus (Indian pea) is the source of this 1647-nucleotide messenger RNA. The record is from the annotation of a GenBank genome assembly. Lineage: Eukaryota; Viridiplantae; Streptophyta; Magnoliopsida; Fabales; Fabaceae.